This is a messenger RNA of Purpureocillium takamizusanense, 2676 nucleotides long. RefSeq lists its product as uncharacterized. Gene Ontology annotation, cellular component: cytoplasm. The transcript is spliced from 3 exons. The record is from RefSeq and is a predicted model, not a curated record. Bases 1 to 2676 code for a protein of 891 amino acids. Lineage: Eukaryota; Fungi; Ascomycota; Sordariomycetes; Hypocreales; Ophiocordycipitaceae.
AUGGCUCCCACUAGGGACUACUACGCUGAUCUGGAGCUGCCCACCACUGCAGACGUUACCGAGGUCAAGAAGCAAUUCAGGAAACUAGCGCUCAAGUACCACCCCGAUCGCAAUCCUGGCAAAGAGCAGGAAGUCAACUCCAAGUUCCAAAUCAUCCAAUCCGCCCACGAGGUCCUCUCCGACCCUCAGCAGAAGGCGAAAUACGAUGCGACGCUCAGUCGGACAAACAGGGUAGGCGCUUCGGGCGUCAAGGGCAACCCGUGGGCGAACGUUAGCCAGCAAUUUCCGACGCCUCCUCGCCGCAACGCUGCCGCACGCAAUGCGACGUCAGGGGCGCAGCGAUGGCAGACUCGAUUCUCCAAUGGUGUUCCUCCCACGGCCAAGCAAGGCGCCGCAGCCGAUCCAGAGGCGAAGAAGAACGCCGCCCGAGCCUUCGAAAAUAUGCGCAAGAGCCAGUCCCAUGGAAGCAGCAAGAACGCGCAGAAAGAAGCUCGCCCAUCACAGCCUCCUCCACCUCCACCCCGGACGGAGACGGCCAGACAGCGGGCGGAAGCCUCGUUUGGGGCGAGAAAAUCUGGGUACCAGCCACGCGCAGCGGCGCCUGGGGACGAGCCCCCAUUCUCUGCGGCGAGUUACUACACGAGGAUGAACGCAGACCAGCGACAGCCGCCUCCGCCUCCUCCCCGGAAAGCCCAGGAUGGCCCUAUGCCCGAUCCUCUUAGCCAGUUCCGAGACCGCGAUGCCUUUGCAGACGCCCGACAGAGCACGCCAUACACAUCGCACGGUGGCGAGAAGACAAAUCCGUUUGACGGCGUGCCUCUUGGCCGCGCCAAGAGCUCUGGGAGCUCAUACCGUAGGGAGGAGCCGUCCGACUCGGAUGAUAGAAACGGAGGGAACCGCAGCUCUAGCGUCCCCAAAUCCGGUCUCCAUACGCCACAGGAAGAUGCUCUUCCGACAUACACCGCCGACGAGACAGGCGGCGACACGUCUUUCAAAGCCAGGGCUAACGCCAGCAAUUUCUACGGGAGCCUUGACCCAACUUCAGAUGCUCCGAACCAGACCGAGCCUCAAGGCCAGGAUGCCAGCGGCCCAUCAUUGUAUGCCACUCCUUAUGAUUUGCCGUCAGUUGCGUGUUCUUCAUUUUCAAAUUGUGACGGCAGACACCCCGGAUGUCUGAACUACGGCAGAUGGGUUUUUCAUGAGUAUGAAAUAAGCCAUGACUUCAACGCCAGCGAAGUCCACCGCCAGAAUCCGGCUUCUAGUGGAGACCAGGAAAGCUUCCAGAAUCUCAGUCCUUUCGAGCUGCGGCAGCACCUGCUUCUCGAUCACUUGAUAAAGAACAAGGGGGCCGACGGUUCGCCUGAAAAGGACAGGAUGCAUGCAGCCAGCUCAACCCCAGACUCGCAUGAUACGAGGGACUCUGCUGACCAAACUCUUGUGGGUAGCUUCAAUUUUCCCGUGGGCGACGGCACUACCGAGCACAAAUCGCCGACCACGGGCCAGAAUCCGUUUGCCAAGACCAGCGUCGAUGACAUCAACACGCAGUUUGUCAAUGACGAAAGGGAAAACACGUGGCAGUUCAGUGCCGGGAGUGGAGAGCCACAGGAGGGACGUACUCAUAGUCGCCCUUCGUCGGGCGGCAGAAGCACGCGCCGCUCGCCGUUGAAGCGGCCGUCGAUGCGACGACCCGAGCCCGAGCCUCCGGCUCCUCAAACGCAAGCCGAGACGAAGCCGACUGGGUUCAACGCUGAUGAAUGGGAGUUUGGACCACAGGCAUUUGUCCCGCCACCAACGUCCGGCAACCCGGCCUCGCCCACGCGCCGUGCGAACUCUAAGAAGGUCAAGGCCAGGCCGACGGCAGGUAGUGCAGCCAUUGUCGACGAAGACUCCAGCGAAGGUGAGACGUACGAAUGGCGCGGCCGCAGUGCUGGGACAAAGCAGACGCCGGUAGAUAGCCCUCAAGCCAUGGAUAUCGACUCGCCUCCAACGGGACCAACGGCCGCCCCCUCGAGCGAUUUCAACAACGCGCGCAACAUACCCGUUGAGCCUACGCGGCCCGAAUGGCGGCCCGGAAACGUCGAUGCCGUGACUGGGGACGGCAAACCUCAGCGGCCGGAGAAGAUACCCCUCGAUCCGAACACAAUGGGAUCAGAGGACAGCGAUGAUAUCCGCGCUAGCUUUGCGGAUCUGAAGAACGUGGCUCCAUUUGCCCGCGAACAGUCCGGUCUGCGAUCCCUGGAUGCUCUCAAGGACAGCCUGCCAUUUGAGAGCAAAGCAUCGGAGGAGAUACCGAUCAAGAAGCCCAAGGCACCGCCCCUUGACUUCCCGCCUCCUCCCGAGGCACCACGGCUGCCACCUACUGUGGCAAUUGAGGGGAUGAAGCCGAACGCGGCCUCGUGGAGCAAGUAUCUUGAAGACUUCGAGACGUACCUGCAAGAGUGGGACAACUUUAACGGCCAAGUAGUAGACCACUUUGCCACGCGCAACUUCAAUAUUUCUUCCAUCAGAGCCGCCAAGGGCUAUGCCUUCUUGGGGGCUCGCAGCGACAGCGACAUUCAGAGUUAUAUGCAUUGGGUCCAACAGGACAACGACGUCCGGCGGCGAUGGAGUGCGGCUUGCGAGGAGCAUGAGAAGCGACUCGGCGAGUUCAUGGCGUUCAGAGAGAAGAUGAAGUAG